Molecule: messenger RNA, 1015 nt
Organism: Humulus lupulus (European hop)
Lineage: Eukaryota; Viridiplantae; Streptophyta; Magnoliopsida; Rosales; Cannabaceae
Exons: 5
Coding region: 101-508 (135 amino acids)
Cellular component (GO): nucleus; cytoplasm
Molecular function (GO): protein-folding chaperone binding; protein folding chaperone
Source: RefSeq, a predicted model, not a curated record
GAAGAAUGAAAUUAAUAGUUCGUUAGGUAGGAAGGAAUACACAUAAUGCAAUAGCAGUUAUAAAUAGUCAAUAUAUAUAAUGAAAAUUUGGAUGUGAUUAAUGGAGGAAAAGGAAGAAAGGGCUCGAAUUUUGCUGGGAUUGUCUCCCAAUUGUGAACCCACUCAUUCUCAGCUCAAAGCAGCUUACAGAAGAAAAGUAUGGGAGUCUCAUCCUGACCUCUUCCCACCUCAUCUCAAGCCUCUUGCCGAGUCUAACUUCAAAUCGAUAUCAGAAGCUUACUCUUUCUUGCUUUCACCCUCACCCUCACCAGGUGGAAGAGGAAGAGGAAAAUAUGAUAGGGGAGCUCCAUUUCCAAGGGGGGCACAAGGGAGAAAUCAUGCUUUAUUAGUUCAAGUCCCAUUCCUAUUCAUUGUGCUUGGAACACUUGCACUAGGAGGCUUCAUAGGCAGCAGGGCUUACACAAAGCAAAAACAUUCUUACCCUUCUCACAAUCCAUUUCUUCCUUGAUUCGCAUCUUUACAAAGCCAAGUAAUCAGGCACUUUCCUUUUCAAGAAAAUAUUCAUCAGAAAUCUGUUAGUUAUAGUGAGAAUAGUGAACAGAGAGAAAAGAGAAAUGAAUAAAGGAAGCACUCGGAACUCUAUUCACGAGAGUAAUGAGGCCUGUAUUUAUAAACAUAUCCAGCACACAAGACUCAGUUCAACAAACUCUAACAGAUUCCCUACAAUCCAGGGAAUUAGUUACAACAGUAUAACAACCAUAACCUAAGGGGGUGCACUAGAGGUUUGCUUAACAGUUGUAAGCUUCUCUUAGUAGGUAUAUUAAUUUUCCAUCUUCUUUAUCAAAAUCACAUAAAAUAGAACUCGAUAAUUAUAUUCCUCAAAAACGAAACACGCAACAUCUUACAUAUUUUUUUAUUGAAAUAAAUUUUGAUCAUUUCCAAUAUUAUAUUGUAACUCAAUUAUGACCUUUUCAACUAAUUCAUCAAAGAUUAUGUUGAUUCAAACCAACACCAU